Molecule: messenger RNA, 8280 nt
Organism: Dermacentor silvarum
Lineage: Eukaryota; Metazoa; Arthropoda; Arachnida; Ixodida; Ixodidae
Gene: Cpr
Product: NADPH--cytochrome P450 reductase-like
Exons: 14
Coding region: 147-2204 (685 amino acids)
Biological process (GO): response to hormone
Cellular component (GO): cytosol
Molecular function (GO): FMN binding; NADPH-hemoprotein reductase activity; flavin adenine dinucleotide binding
Source: RefSeq, a predicted model, not a curated record
CACAAAUUUUGCUUUUACUUCAUCAUAUCUGUGAUGUUGCAGCCGUACAGCUGACGGAGCCGUGGCGGUGCGGAAAGGGUCUUCAUUAAUGAAAGUUAAACGCUGGGCUUUCUACAGGACUAAUAAACUCUGCCAGGACGUAAGCCAUGGAAGGGACGAGCCAAGACGUGCCGCUGAGUGUCGACAGCAGCCCGCUGGGAAGUCAGGAGGAGGAGGAGGCCCCCCUGUUUGGCCUGCUGGACGUGCUGAUCCUUCUGGCGUUGCUGGGCUUCGCCAUCUAUUGGCUCUUCCUGAGGCGCAAGAAGGCCCCCACCUUCGAUCCAGCCGCCAUCAAAACAUUUUCUAUUGAAACAAAUAUACAGAAGGCUGACAACACAAGCUUUAUCGGAAAAAUGAAAUCAACGGGUAGGAAUAUAGUGAUAUUCUACGGAUCACAGACGGGCACAGCAGAAGAGUUUGCUGCUCGUCUGGCCAAGGAAGCCAACAGAUUUGGUCUCAAAGCAAUGGUAGCGGACCCCGAGGAGUGUGAAAUGGAAGACCUGACCAAGCUGCCAGAGAUCACCAACUCAAUGGCCAUCUUUUGUAUGGCAACAUACGGUGAAGGAGACCCCACAGAUAAUGCGCAGGACUUUUACCAGUGGCUUCAGGACGGCAGCGUAGACCUGCCUGGAGUCAAUUAUGCUGUGUUUGCUCUGGGAAACAAGACCUACGAGCACUUUAAUGCGAUGGGGAAGUAUGUUGACAAGCGCAUGGAGGAACUGGGGGCCACUCGCGUCUUUGAGAUGGGCCUCGGAGAUGAUGAUGCAAACAUUGAGGAAGACUUUGUGACCUGGAAAGAGCGUUUCUGGAAUGCCGUUUGUGAGAACUUCCACCUGGAGAUCUCUGGCGAGGAUAUCAACCUGCGCCAGUACCAGCUCAUCGUGCACACCGACCUUCCUGGCGAGAAGGUCUUCCACGGAGAGAUCUCACGCCUCAACUCAUACACCACCCAGAAAAUGCCUUUUGAUGCAAAGAACCCAUUCCUGGCGCCUGUCCGAGUCCACAAGGAACUGUACAAGGGUUCACGUUCAUGCAUGCACAUUGAGAUUAGCAUUGCUGGCUCCAAAAUGAGGUACGAUGCCGGUGACCACGUGGCCGUCUACCCAAUGAAUGACAUCGCCAUAGUAGAGAACCUGGGACAAAUGCUCAAGGUGGAUUUGGACACUAUCAUCACACUCAAAAACCUUGAUGAGGACAGCUCCAAGAAACACCCCUUUCCAUGCCCAUGCAGUUACAGAACUGCACUGUUGUACUAUGUAGACAUCACCACUCCCCCUAGGACGCACGUCCUGAAAGAAAUUUCAGAAUAUGCCAGCAACGAGGAGGAGAAGAAAAAGCUGAAGCUCAUGAGCUCUUCUUCCGAUGAAGGGAAGAGCAUGUACAAGCAGUGGGUACUCAAUGACUGCCGCAGCGUCGUACACAUUCUGGAGGACUUGCCAUCAGCACGUCCACCACUGGAUCAUCUUCUGGAGCUCAUGCCCAGGCUGCAGGCUCGAUACUACUCCAUCUCCUCAUCGCCAAAGACGCACCCCGACAGCAUCCACAUGACAGCGGUGAAGGUGGAAUAUGAGACGCCGACCAAGCGCAUCAACCACGGUGUUGCCACAGGCUGGCUGGCACUCAAGCGGCCCGACAACGGCACGCAGCCCACGCUGCCCGUGUACGUGCGACGGUCGCAGUUCAAGUUGCCCUCGCGGCCACAAGUUCCCAUUGUGAUGGUGGGGCCAGGCACUGGCUUGGCACCAUUCCGCGGCUUCAUCCAAGAGAGGGAUUUCCUUCGCCGAGAAGGCAAGCCAGUGGGUGAAGCGGUACUCUACUUCGGUUGCCGCAAGAAGGAGGAAGACUACCUUUACCAGGAGGAGCUGGAGGAGUACUUGGCAAAUGGUACACUGACCAAGCUGUACCUGGCCUUCUCGCGAGACCAGCCACACAAGGUGUAUGUGACGCAUCUCUUGCGCCAGAACAAGGAUGAGGUCUGGGACCUCAUUGGCAAGAAGAAUGGCCACUUCUACAUUUGUGGUGAUGCACGUAACAUGGCAAGAGACGUGCACGAGAUCCUACUAGAGAUCUUCCGCGAGAAUGGCAACAUGACAGAAGACGAGGCAGUGUCCUACCUCAAGCGCAUGGAGUCGCAGCGGCGCUAUUCGGCCGACGUCUGGAGUUGAUGCCGCCCAGUGGCCAGCCUAGCAAGUCAUUACCGGGCAGAGCAGGGCGCGCUGCUGCCCGCCAUCGCCGCGCCCUGCUCAUUGUCGCGAGGCCUCUUCCUCGCCUCCGGGAGACUGUUGUCCUGGGACGCUGUGGUGGCGGGGAUGAUGAUGCGGGCCCCUCCCUGUUCCUCCGGUGACUGGGGCCGUGGUCUCUCCCUGACCCCACUUCCCUGCGUUCAGUGGCUUAGUGGCAUUGGUAGUCAGUUCGCAGGCGAGGCCAGUGAGGGUGGUGCACUGCACUGUCCGACAAGCCACAGCUCUGGCAGCAGCAGCAGCGGCAGCGCCCACGAGCCCACCCCAGUUUCACGCACACAUUCCCGGUCCCACGCUGGUCGUGUCCCAUUGUCUUGGCACAGUGUGGUGUUUGCGCUUCUUCCAUCCUCGCUUCUUGUCCUGACCUAGCUGCCGUCUCUGCAUCGCUUCUGUUUGCUUUUGUGCAGUUUCAAGUGCUCUCGCCUCUUGUUCUUGUUGGAGAGCCUAUUGUUAUGCGUUGCUUACAAACUGCUUGGCUGCAUUCUUGUUUAACCACUUUCUUGUUGACCACAUUUGGUGUGCACCAGGUUGGUUGCUCGGAACAGCAGAAAGAAAUUUGUGGGUGCUCCCACUUGCUGUCAGUGUUGUUUUCACAUUGCGACACUAGAGAAUUUUAGCUUGUCCGGUAAUCGGGUAAAUGCGCGCGGUCCGGGCGUUGGGGCGUGUUAGCGGAACCGUAAAUUUGAGCGGCUUGUAUGGUGCUGCCACAUGGUGGCGCAGAGCUCAAACUGACAAAAACAGCUAAUAUUGCAGUAACCACGUGUAUUCUACUUCGCUGCUGGUGUAAAUUUUUGGCAGCUACACGAUUACGCCACGGCUGAAAAUUUACCCCAGCAGCGAAGUAGAAUACACUUGGUUGCUGCAAUAUUAGCUGUUUUUGUCAGUUUGAGCUCUGUGCCACCAGGUGGCAGCACCAUACAGGCUGCUCACGUUUACGGUUCCGCUAACACGCCCCAACGCCCGGACUGCUUACGUUUACCCGAUUACCGGACGAGCUAAACCUGUCUAUUAUCGAGAGAGAGAGAAACAUGCUUUAGGGUCAUUCCACGCGAAACGUCCCAGACCCAAAAAGCGACCAUGGUUGAUUUUCUUGAAAAAAAUUGGGCUAGGUGGCUAUUGUGUGAAUAAGGUUUCAGCAAAGUAUUUUCAUCGAAAAAAAAAUUUUUUUUGAUCACGUGAGCUCUCUUUGAAGUUUCCGCAAAGAAGCAAUAGUUGGUUGGAGGAAAUUUUUAUUUAUUCAUGUCUGAAACUAGGUGCAGUAACAAAUUUUAUUUUAGAGAAUUCUAGGGGCAUCCUUCUUUCAUAUAAUGUGAUAACUGAAUGCAUUUUCGAAUUUUCCGCGUUUAUUUGGCUCAGUAAAAAAGCAAGACAUGUUGCGUUUUCAGACAUUUUUUUUCCCAUAAACUGCGCAAAUUUUUCAGCUACAAUAUUAUUUCUCCCUUCUCGCCUGUUGCUAUAGUGUAUGCUAAAAAGAAUUUUGAUGUCAACAACCAAUAACACCAGUAGGCACUGCGUACAUACUGCCGCUCACGAGGGAAGCGGCGACGAGGGGAGCGGCGGUAUGUACGCAGUGCCUACUGGUGAUAUUGAUUGCUGACAUCAAAUUUUUUUAGCAUACACUAUAGCAACAGGCGAAAAGGGAGAAAGAAUAUUGUAGCUGAAAAAUUUGCGCAGUUUAUGGGAAAAAAAAUGUCUGAAAACGCAACAUGUCUUGCUUUUUUACUGAGCCAAAUAAACGCGGAAAAUUCGAAAAUGCAUUCAGUUAUCACAUUAUAUGAAAGAAGGAUGCCCCUAGAAUUCUCUAAAAUUUGUUACUGCACCUAGUUUCAGACUUGAAUGAAAAAAUUUACCUCCAACCAACUAUUGCUUCUUCGUGGAAACUUCAAAGAGAGCUCACGUGAUCCAAAAAUUUUUUUCGACGAAAGUACUUUGCUGAAACCUUAUUCACACAAUAGCCACCUAGCCCAAUUUUUUUCAAGAAAAUCAACGAUGGUCGCUUUUUGGGUCUGGGACGUUUCGCGUGGAAUGACCCUUUAAUGAGAUGCUGGAGGUGUUAGCCUGGCGACGCUAUCGAGCAGUACAUUGACGUGAUUGGCAGAGUAAAGAUUGUGAUGUCACGGAAUGCCUCUUAGCUACAGUGAAUCGUUGCCCCUGCCCAAGGAAAGUGUCACUGAAAGUGAUUGAUCAGGAAUGCAGCUGCUGAACACGCUGUGUGGUAGUUAAGUAACAUAAUGGGCCUGUCGAAGAACAUGCAAAUGUUUCUCAUAACAUUGAUGCCCAUUGCGUGUCUUGCUUGUAAAAUAUGCUCGCUUAAUGCCAUGACGUUCAAAGAAUAUUGUAUUUACAUAGCCUGGUGCUUUUUUUGCCACGUUAAUAUCAUUUGAUUGAAAGUGGUAAGCAUAACUUCUUCAAGUCGUUACUGUGAGCAUUGGAGCAAUGCUGUAAGACGGUUUCAGCUUUUCUGUAAACAUUCCAUUACAUUUAGUUGUGUUAUUAAACCCCGUAGAUACGCUAACCGACGAUGUGUAAUUUACUGCUCUACAUUUAAAUGCAGGAAAUUAUUAUAUAGGCCUGUUCAUUAUAGUAAACACAGAUGGCGAAAAUUUUUAUUUUGUGCAUUCUCACCGAUGUGUGUCGUUUCAUUCUCACAUAUUUUUUUAAGAAAUGCUCUGGCGUGCCUUUUGUGCUAGAGCACUGCAGCUUGAAUAAUAGGUGAAAUUUUAUGCUUUGUAAUUUGUUUUAACCAUCCUGUAUGCUCCUUUCUUUUAUUUUUUACAAAUGAAACGUUUACUCUUUCACACAUUGUCAAAGUAGCAUCAGUCAAUUCCUACUACUAGCUUUGAGUGCAAGCCCAUGUGUUUGUAAAGAAUGUGUUGCGUAUGUUUGUUACGACAUGUAGGCCUAUGUUGCAGUGUUAAAAAAUUCUGGUGUAUGUUGGUACAUGUGCAGCUUUACAGUAGAUAAGUAUGACUUCUUCAAAUGCCUGUAUCCUGUUUCUCACUAAAGUGCAGUUCACAUUCAAUGAUGCUUUGUUAAUUAUGUGCAUGCACUUCAAAUGCUUGCCGUGCAGCAAUACAGCGACUUUUUAGUCUUUUUCAGUACACGAAGUUCUUUGGAAAUGUGUUUUAGUGAACUGCGUAGUAUGUAGUGUGAGGAAGCUUCUCGGUACGAUUUCGGGAAAUGUGUCGUCUUAAAAAUGUUGCACGUUCCUCUGGUCGUUUCUGCAGAGUGCCUUGGUAUUUGCAGCAAAUCUUAAAAUGUGUAAGACAAGUUGAGUUUGUCAUUCUGUGACGACGAUGUUAACAGACGAAGUGUUAAACACUAGUGGAAGUCUAUCUUAAUAUGCUAGUACAGUGUGCACAAUAAAAAAUGGAGUGGGACCACGUGUGCAUGCAGGCUUGGAAGGCUGUAGUGAGCUUUGCAAAUCAUGUACACACAUCAGUUUUUUAAUAUGCACCACCUGUGUUGCUAGUAGUGGAAAACGCGGUACGCAGGGUGCCAUCUCCAGACUGUGUUUGUCAUAGCUACGUCAGUUUCAUUUCAUUCACAAAAUGCAAUUGUACAAUGCCGUUUUGCUCAGUGUUAUGUAACUUGGAAAAUAAGGCAUUAGCAUUAGUUUGUUUUUAGAACUUGCUCCCCAGCUACACAUUGUUAGGCUUAGCUAGGCCUAGUAAGGGGUCAUACCAUUGCCACAGAAGUGAUUUGAUUGCUCUCUACCAGAUGGCACCACACUUCUAGUGUUGGCUAUGCAAAACGUACUGCUAAAUGCCUCUACAAAAAUGCAUGUAAGAGGCCAUAGCAUUUCUGUGUUUGGCCAUGCAGAUAGCCCAAAUGCUAUUCUAAAGCUAAUUUAUCAGAACAUGCAAACUGGUAACAUUAUGUUGAAAUAUAUCUGCUCUUAAGCUGCAUGCUAAAGCUUUGAACUGCACUUUACAAAUAAUAAAUGAUUUUAGCUUUGCAGGCAAUCAAGCACCUAACUUGACAAAUAAUUCAAGGUUGUGGGUGUCAUGCCUUCUAUAAUAUUUGCUAUCACGGUCCGUCAUUUAUUGUUUCUGCUGUAAUGAGAUUGCGACAUUGAAGGUUGGGUGUGAUGUGAAACUGUGGUGCUCUCUAAAAUGUGCACCUAUUGUUGUCUUGGUGUGUUUUUUUAUCUGUUAACGAACUUUUAUUAACAAAGUGCUGCUCCUGGUUGUUGUUUUUUAACUGUUCAUCUUGGAUGUACAUCUUACCAAUUGGCUCUGUACAGUUAUGCGACCUCCUAGAGUGCACUGCACAAUGAAAGAAACGGUGAUUGCAUCCGCGUCUUCGAACACCGGUUGCAAAGCAACAGGUGCAGCAGCGCAUGUGUGGCUUCUUUUGGCCAGUGCGCACAUUCCUCCGUUACAUUUCGUAUUUAUUCCACUGCAGCUCAAGUCUCGAAGAAAGCAAUGUGGCGAGUAAGGGCAGCGUCGCCAGUGGACGCAAUGUCGCCAGUGGACUCUUCUAGGCAAAUUGGGCAUUUCUAUAGUGCAGCUGCAGUGUACUGAGUACAUCGCGACUUUGCCGAGAAAAUGUGCUUCACCCUUUGUCUGGAGCACUCACCAACUGUGGCUUGCACUGAUCGAAGCCAGAAGCAUCUCCCUUCAUCAUUGCAUUUUUUUUUUUAUCCAGUAUUAAAAAAAAAGGGGGAACAGCUGCCUCAUGUGCUGACAAUGGGUUUAGUAAUUUGGUGGAGUACAAAAAACAAAAAAGCAAAAAAAAAAGAAAAACAUUUGGCAUACAGCACCAUACAGAAUUAUGUAAUAGCGACAUUCUCAACCUUAUAAGCAAAAAAGACUCGAAGGGGUGUUUUUAGAUUUUGCCCAUGUACAAGUAGCAGUCCUUACAUUAGUCUUAACUUUAGGUAGUCAAGAGUGCCACCAUCCAACAAAUCCAGUUGGAGCUCCAAGUUUUUUUUGCAGAGCACUUUUUCAUGUGCUGGUUUGUUCAAAAUUGACAGUAAAAGUACUGUGUGAAUACGUUAAGACAAAGAAAUGCACAAACACAUGAAGAGAACUGUGUGGGCACGCCAAGAAUACAUAUUUCCUUUGUCAUUGUGCAUUCGAGCAGUAGCUUUACCUCAAGAUUUAAUGCAUUCAAGCUACUGCAUGAGUAAACAAGGCAGAUACACAAGGUAAAAUGUGUACCUUGUCUUUGUCUUCAUGUAUUUGAGUAGCGGCUUUAUCACAGAGUUCUGUGCAAUGAGUCGUCUUAUAGCUGCUGUGAAAAUACAUGAAGUCAAUGGACUGCAUGCAUUGGGUGCACAUUAAGAACCUCGGGGGGGGUCAAAAUCUGGAACUCAGGGUUUCUCAUAACCCUUGAAUUACUUGGUAAUGUUAAAUCCUAUUUUUCAAAUGUAAAUAUGUUUUAAGACAGCGGACUGCGGAAAAUGUGUACUUUGUCUUUAUGUGUUCACAUAGUGGCUUUACAUCUUUAUUCACUGCAUGAGAACAAACAACACUGGCUUAUAGUAUGUGGCACUCAGUCCUCCAGUUUGUGUUGCCUGUUAAGACAGGCUUCCCGUUUCACAUAAUAAUCGUUAGGACUGUGUGCUGCCCGUCCGAGUGCUUCCACUUUGAGUGCCUUCGUAACUCUGCCUGUGUGCAGUGUGCACUUGCUGUUUUGACAGCCACGUCCUGAAAUGUGCCUCUGAUUCAACUGUCCCAUGCAUGUACCGAGAUAUAAAUGUUGAUGGUGCACUGCAUGCAUCUGCUGGUGCAUGUAAUUGUUGUUGCCAAAUGUUUUUUUGGCUCCUAGAAGUGAGGCAUUUUUUAGAGAUGUAUUUUUGUACCUUUUUUUUUUCUUUGAAGACCUGAAUGGCUUUAAGAAAAACCUACCUGUUGUGUUUUUGGUCUUUCAUGCUGACAUUGCAAUAUUAAAUUUUUGGAAUUUUAUAUUUGCUAUCAUGUACAAAAUGUUUUUUAGGGAGAAAUAUAUUUUAAAUUUGGUCUGGUACAUUGUUUAAAUAAAGCCCAUGCUUCUA